GAAAUGAACUUUUUGGUGAAAUGAAAAACCGACUAAAAUUAAGAUCAACUGGACAUUCAGAUACUAAAGAAUCGCCUUCAGAAAUGUUGACGAACAAUGCAGUUGAACAGCAGGAACCAUCUUCAUAUGACAAUACUUCUUCUAGCAUGUCAGCGAACUCCAGUCCCAGAUCAUCAAUAUAUGAUGACUUUGAACAAUCUGAGUCGAAAACAGUAUCAGAUAUUUUAUUGUUUAAAAGAAAUUAUGCAUGUGGCAAAUUUACUUUGUUCACAAUAGAAAAAAUACCUAUGUUACGAGAGGAACUUAACUGCACUUUAGCACGAGACCAGCGAAUGAAUCAAUUUAUUUAUGUCAAUAUUGGAUUACGUAUAUUUCAAUGUAAGUAA
Schistosoma intercalatum is the source of this 386-nucleotide messenger RNA. The record is from the annotation of a GenBank genome assembly. NCBI's taxonomy places the organism in Eukaryota, Metazoa, Platyhelminthes, Trematoda, Strigeidida, Schistosomatidae.